Messenger RNA from Funneliformis geosporum, 2934 nucleotides. NCBI's taxonomy places the organism in Eukaryota, Fungi, Glomeromycota, Glomeromycetes, Glomerales, Glomeraceae. The record is from the annotation of a GenBank genome assembly.
AUGCGUCUGGAAAUCAAGCGCAAAUUAUUUGCCCGUUCAGAUCGCGUAAAAUGUGUAGAUUUCCAUCCGACAGAACCAUGGUUACUUGCAAGUUUAUAUAAUGGUAAUGUAUACAUUUGGAAUUAUGAAACACAGGCUCUGGUAAAAACUUUUGAGGUUACAGACGUGCCCGUUCGUGCUGCCAAAUUUAUUGCUCGCAAGAAUUGGUUAAUUACCGGAUCGGAUGAUAUGCAAAUACGGGUUUUUAAUUAUAAUACACACGAAAAAGUUACGACAUUCGAGGCUCAUCCUGAUUAUAUUCGAUGCAUUGCAAUACAUCCUACUCAACCUUUUGUUUUGACCGGUUCAGAUGAUAUGACAAUCAAGUUAUGGGAUUGGGAGAAAGGAUGGAAGAAUAUUCAGAUAUUUGAAGGACAUACUCAUUAUGUCAUGAAUAUCAAUUUCAACCCCAAAGACUCGAAUACAUUUGCUUCAGCUUGUUUGGAUCGUACAAUUAAAGUAUGGUCUAUUGGUUCAACUGUAGCGAAUUUCACACUAGAGGGUCAUGAAAAAGGAGUGAAUUGGGUUGAAUAUUAUCAUGGUGGCGAAAAACCAUAUCUAGUAUCCGCUGCUGAUGAUAAGCUUGUUAAGAUUUGGGAUUAUCAAAACAAAACCUGUGUUCAAACUUUAGAAGGACAUGCUCAAAAUGCCGCAUUUGCAUGUUUUCAUCCGGAACUACCCAUUAUUAUUUCUGGUAGUGAAGAUGGCACAGUUAAGAUUUGGCAUUCAAAUACAUAUCGUCUAGAGAACACCUUAAACUAUGGUUUAGAACGCGCUUGGACUGUUGCCUACCAAAAGGGAAAUAAUAACGUCGCGUUCGGAUAUGAUGAAGGAGCUGUUUGCGUCAAGUUAGGACGUGAAGAACCGGCUGUCAGUAUGGAUAAUUCUGGAAAAAUAAUCUGGGCAAAACAUAAUGAAAUUCAAACAGCCAAUAUCAAAGCUGGUCAUGAUGAUAACAUUAAGGAUGGUGAUCGUUUACCUUUACCUAUUAAAGAUUUGGGUAGUUGUGAAGUAUACCCUCAAACAUUACAACAUAGUCCUAAUGGAAGAUUUGUUGUUGUAUGUGGUGAUGGCGAAUACAUCAUUUACACAGCACUUGCUUGGAGAAACAAAGGGUUUGGUAAUGGUCUUGAAUUUGUAUGGGCAUUGGACUCAAAUGAAUAUGCUGUGAGAGAAUCUACAACAAAAAUUAAACUUUAUAAAAACUUUAAGGAAAGACCAAAUGCCUUAAAAUUGAAUUUUAUGGCAGAAGGAAUUUAUGGUGGUACUCUUUUAGGUGUAAAGAGUACUACAUAUUUGAAUUUGUAUGAUUGGGAAACAGGUUCUAUCGUUAGAAGAAUUGAUGUUAUUCCUAAAAGUGUACAUUGGUCGGAUAUUGGUGAUCUUGUAACCAUUGCCUGUGAAGACACUUUUUACGUUUUACGAUUUAAUCGCCAGUCCUAUACAAAAUUUUUAGAAAGUGGUGGUGAAAUUGGUGAUGAAGGUGUUGAACAGGCUUUUGAGUUUGUAACAGAAAUUCAAGAAAGUAUCAAAACAGGAACGUGGGUUGGCGAUUGUUUUAUUUACACCAAUACCGUCAAUCGUUUGAAUUAUCUCGUUGGUGCCCAGACAUUUACUAUUAGUCAUUUUGAUACAAAUAUAUACUUAUUGGGUUACAUUCCAAAAGACAACCGUAUAUAUCUGGCCGAUAAGGUAAUGGUUUUUAGCACACGAACUGUUUUACAAACCCUUUGGGUUUAUUUUAAUUCUUAUGGGUACUUUAAUGUUCAAUUUGCUUUGGUUCAAUUUAUUAAGGAUGUCAAUGUAUAUAGUUAUGCCCUUUCUUUAACCGUUAUUGAAUAUCAAACUGCUAUCCUUCGAAAUGAUCUCGAGACAGCAGAGCAAUUGUUUCCUACUGUACCUGCUGACCAAAGGAAUCGCAUUGCAAGAUUCUUAGAAAGCCAAGACCUCAAGGAGCUUGCUCUUGAAGUUUCAGCUGAUGUUGAGCAUAAAUUUGAGCUUGCCGUCCAACUUAAUAAGCUCGAUGUUGCUGUUGAAAUUGCGCGGGAAGUAAAUACCGAAACAAAGUGGAAGACAGUUGGUGAUUCCGCUUUAAGUGCUUGGAAGUUUUCACUUGCUGAAGAAUGUCUCAAGAAAGCUAAAGAUUCAAGUGGCUUACUUUUGUUGUAUACUGCCUCUGGUAAUGCAAAAGGUAUAAGGGAGUUGGCUGAAUCAGCUGUUGCGGAUGGAAAGAAUAACGUGGCGCUUGCAUGCUUUUUGCAACUCGGUCAAGUUGAAGAUUGUAUAGCUAUACUCAUAAAAACAGAUCGUAUCCCAGAAGCAGCAAUGUUUGCGCGAACAUAUCUUCCAAGUCAUGUUUCAAGAGUUGUUAAAUUAUGGAAAGAAAGUCUUGAAAAACAAAACAAGAAAAAGGCAGCAGAAGCUUUGGCAGAUCCGGCAGAUUACGAAAAUUUAUUCCCGGAUUUUAAAUAUGCGCUCAUUGCCGAAGAACUAUCCAAGAAAGCUCGAAAUACUGCUAUUCCUGCUACAUCAUACACAGAAUACAAAGAUUCGCUUGAUCAAGAUAUUAUUGCUGGAGUCAAAGAAAAAUAUCCUGAAGGAGUUUUACCAACCAACUUAUCAUCUCCUUUACAUAGUCGUCUUGUGAACAGUAUAGCAAGGAAAAAUGUGAAUGGCGAAAUGGAUGAUGAUGUUCUUUCGUCGGUAGCGUCUGUUGAUGACGAUCGCACAAGCAUUGCUGAUAAUAUGAGCCUUUUGAGUAUGGAAGUAAACACGACGGGUACUGGAUCAGUUCGUGGAGAUGUUGACUUUGAUGAUGCUGCGUCAUUUGCUACAUCUGAACACGAACGUCCGAGUGAUAAUUUAGUUUUCGAAGAGAAGGAAUUGGAAAGUUAA